Cheilinus undulatus (humphead wrasse) is the source of this 3919-nucleotide messenger RNA. RefSeq names its product alanyl-tRNA synthetase 1 (gene aars1). The coding region runs from base 104 to 3004 and encodes 966 amino acids. Lineage: Eukaryota; Metazoa; Chordata; Actinopteri; Labriformes; Labridae. Gene Ontology annotation, molecular function: nucleic acid binding; alanine-tRNA ligase activity; aminoacyl-tRNA deacylase activity. The transcript has 20 exons. Gene Ontology annotation, cellular component: cytoplasm; mitochondrion. The record is from RefSeq and is a predicted model, not a curated record. Gene Ontology annotation, biological process: alanyl-tRNA aminoacylation; tRNA modification.
AGUCUGUGCUUUCCUUCUCGUCGAGCAGCGUGGGCUUAAGCUGUGUGUUUGGGAGCAGCAAGUAAUUCAUUCUGCCAGAAUAGCGACUUCUAGCAGGCUCAGAAUGGACUCCUCUAUGAGUGCAGCCCAAAUCCGUCAGAAGUUCAUUGACUUCUUCCGUCGCUAUGAGCACCACUACGUCCACUCUUCAUCCACCAUCCCACUGGAUGACCCCACGCUGCUCUUUGCCAAUGCUGGCAUGAACCAGUUCAAGCCCAUAUUCCUCAACACCAUCGAUCCGUCCCAUCCUAUGGCUAAGCUGCGACGUGCUGCCAACACCCAGAAGUGCAUCAGAGCAGGAGGCAAACACAAUGACCUGGACGACGUGGGGAAAGAUGUCUACCACCACACAUUCUUUGAGAUGCUGGGGUCCUGGUCCUUUGGGGACUAUUUCAAGCACCUGGCCUGCGAGAUGGCCUUGGAGCUGCUGACUAAGGAGUUUGGCAUUCCCAUCGAACGUCUGUAUGUGACCUAUUUUGGGGGCAGCACUGAAGCAGGCCUGGAGCCUGACCUGGAGUGCAGACAGAUUUGGAUAGAUCUAGGGAUGGAGGAGGCUCGUAUCCUUCCUGGCAGCAUGAAGGAUAACUUCUGGGAGAUGGGAGACACCGGCCCUUGCGGCCCCUGCAGUGAAAUCCACUACGACCGAAUUGGAGGCAGAGACGCCUCUCACCUGGUGAACAUGGACGAUCCAAACGUGCUGGAGAUCUGGAACCUGGUGUUCAUCCAGUUCAACAGAGAGUCAGAGACCUUGCUGAAGCCGCUGCCUAAGAAGAGCAUCGACACAGGGAUGGGUCUGGAGCGGCUGGUGUCUGUGCUGCAGAACAAGAUGUCAAACUAUGACACUGACCUCUUUGUCCCGUACUUUGAAGCCAUUCAAAAGGGAACAGGUGCUCGACCUUACACAGGUAAAGUGGGUGCUGAGGAUGCUGAUGGAAUUGACAUGGCAUACCGUGUGCUGGCUGACCACGCCCGCACCAUCACCAUUGCCCUAUCAGACGGUGGCCGGCCUGACAACACAGGAAGAGGGUAUGUGUUGAGGAGGAUCCUGCGUCGUGCUGUCCGUUAUUCCCAUGAGAAGCUGGGAGCUCAGAAAGGCUUUUUUGCCUCUCUGGUGGAUGUGGUGGUGGAUUCUCUGGGUGACGCAUUCCCAGAGUUGAAGAAAGACCCAGAAAUGGUGAAGGAAAUUAUUAAUGAGGAGGAGACGCAGUUCCUUAAAACGCUCAGUAGGGGGCGACGUAUCCUUGAUAGGAAAAUCAUCAGCCUGGGAGAAUGCAAGACCAUCCCAGGCGACACAGCCUGGCUGCUGUACGACACAUACGGCUUCCCUCCAGACCUGACAUCCCUCAUAGCAGAGGAGAAAGGCAUGGUGGUGGACUUUGCUGCUUUUGAAGAGGAGAAGAAGGCAGCACAGUUGAAAUCCCAGGGUAAGGGUGCUGGAGACGAGGACCACAUCAUGUUGGACAUCUAUGCCAUUGAAGAGCUGAGAAACAAGAAGAUUCCCGCCACAGAUGACUCUCCCAAAUACAGAUACACCUCUGACCAUAACGGGAACUACACAUUUGAGCAGGCCUCUGCCACAGUGCUGGCCCUCCGCCGUGACCGUGUCUUCUGUGAUGAGGUGACGACAGGUCAGCAGUGUGGCGUGCUGCUUGACCAGACGUCUUUCUAUGCCGAGCAGGGCGGACAGACAUUUGACGAGGGCUACAUGCUGCGAGAGGACGACAGCUCAGAGGAUAGGACAGAGUUCACAGUGAAGAACACGCAGGUCAGAGGAGGUUAUGUUCUCCAUGUGGGGACAGUUUACGGCACGCUGAAGGUUGGAGACCGUGUCAGCUUACGUGUGGAUGAGACUCGUCGUAGGCCCAUCAUGAGCAACCACACUGCCACACACAUCUUAAACUUCGCCCUGCGGGGGGUGUUGGGGGAGGCAGACCAGAGAGGCUCCCUGGUUGCUGCAGACCGCCUUCGCUUUGACUUCACAGCUAAAGGUGCUCUGAGCACGGGGGAGGUCCGACGGACUGAGGAGAUCGCUUGUGCCAUGAUAAGAGAUGCUAAGGGGGUGUAUGCCAUGGAGGCUCCACUCGCAGAAGCCAAAGCCAUCCAGGGUCUGCGUGCUGUGUUUGACGAGACCUACCCUGACCCCGUCAGAGUCGUGUCUAUUGGUAUCCCCGUUGAGGAGCUGCUGAAGGACCCCAACAGUGCUGCUGGUUCUCUGACCUCUAUCGAAUUUUGUGGUGGAACCCAUCUGCAGAACUCGGGUCACGCAGCACCGUUUGUUAUCGUCUCAGAGGAGGCCAUCGCUAAGGGCAUCCGCCGUAUUGUUGCUGUGACAGGAGCAGAGGCCCAGAAGGCCCAGAGAAAAGCCGAUUCCCUGCAACAGUCUCUGUCCUCCCUGGGAGGCAAGGUGAAGCAGCAGAAAGCGCCAAACAAGGACAUCCAGAAAGAGAUCGCAGACAUGACAGAGCUAAUAGGCACAGCAGUGAUCUCCCAGUGGAGAAAGGACGAGAUGAGGGAAACCUUGAAGGGCUUGAAGAAGACGAUGGACGACCUGGACCGCAGCUACAAGGCUGACAUCCAGAAAAGAGUCCUAGAAAAAACCAACGAGGUGAUCGCCAGUAGCCCUAACCAGCCGCUGCUCGUCAUGGUGAUGGAGAGCGGAGCCUCUGCCAAGGCUCUCAAUGAUUCACUCAAGCUGCUAAAGACUCAGUCCCCUCAGACCGCUGCAAUGCUCUUCACCAUUGACCCUGAGGCCGGCAAGAUCAUCUGCCUGUGUCAAGUCCCAGAGGAAGUCACCAAACGGGGUCUGAAGGCCAACGAGUGGGUCCAGGAGAUUUGCCCCCUGAUGGAUGGAAAAGGAGGCGGCAAAGAGAUGUCAGCCCAGGCCACGGGAAAGAACACACAGUGCCUGCAGGAUGCAUUGGAGAUAGCCAACGAGUUUGCACGGCUCAAACUGGGAGAAAAUUGAGAUGAGAGGAGGCGGGGUUUAGAGAUAUGUGAUGGCGCCUCCUGAGUCAGAAUUCCUCCUUUUCCUCUCCUCUUUUCUUCUCUCUUUGGAUUAGAAGAUCGGAUAAAUCUCCUAAAAGGAUUCAAACUCCUAAAAGAAGACCUCUGACACUCAGCCAGCACUUAAUGAGCCACAUGUUUUCUACUCGGACUAUUAUUAGAAACUUCCAACUGUCACUUUGUCCCUUUGAAAAUUGCUCACUUAUAUACGAAAACCCUCGUAUGAAGUUAAGCCUAAAGAUAGAAGCUAAGAUAUAAAUCUCCUCCCUGUCAUUAUUUCAUGUUUGAAAAUAAAAGGGGAGGAACUUUUGAUGGGUAGAGCCUCCUGUAAGUACCACACAGCUCAGGUGAUGUGACUGAAGCUAUACUCUUGUGUCAAACUUGUGUCUCGAUCGUGAUCGCUGGUUAACCGUCAUCCUGUCUCUGUGUUUGUGUCUCAGUUCUCUGUAGCCUUGUUUAUUAAAUAAAUCCUCUGAAGCACUUUGUCUUCAAAGUGCUUCAGGUUACUUUUUGUCUUCCUCUGCCACUGGAGAUCAGCCUGGCUUAAAAAGUGAGGCACGGUUUCAUCUCUAAUAUAUAAUUUAGAAGCAGCUUACGCUGGUGUUCUGCAGUGGCUCUGCACCUCGGUUCUUUCUGAUUUGUACAAACAGUAGCUGUAUCCUUUUUUCAAAUAAGCCAUUUUCUGACAUGUUUCUGUUCAUUAAUAAUUCAUUAACAGUAUAAAUGAUCAUGAGUUUGUCCCAUAAUAAAUCUGUCUAACUUCAUUCUGCUGACAUUUGAUAUGGAUCGAAUCCAGAAUGUUGAAAAUGUCCAUCAUUGUAGCUGUCAGAGAAAUGUCACGUUAUGAGACUGGAAUAAAUACGACUGGUAAAUGCCA